UACUACUCUAUUUGGUUAUCUGGGCCACCUGCCACCUGUUAAUGGUGCAUAUGCAUAUGGGCCUUUCUAGGUUGACCGCCACAACACCAUGCCUUGGACAUUAUAUAUAGUUGUAUCACCGGUACCACACCUUUGUCACCUGUAUAUGUUGAAAAGCCCCUGGUUGGGUGGUGACCAGAGAAGAAAUGCGCGUGCGGAGAGUGCGGGGUCAUGUGAUGCACCAGAUCACCGUUGAGCUCGACAUACCUCACUGAGAAAACACUCAAAAACACAGAUAUAAAAAACCCCGGGGAUAUGCACUUAUCUGUGACCAGUAUGGAUCAAGCCUGGCCGUGUGAAUGAUCACGACACAAAACGAAGAAGGUAGAACGAAACAGACGCCGCAAUGUCUCUGAGCCGUAUCCCCUAUUUCAAAUGGUGGGAGGAUAACUCUGGCACGUCUCGUGAGGAUGUGGGUCGGACUUCUGUGACUGAGUCGGAUGAAGAUGCGUACCUGGAGCUUCCGGAUGAUUCAGUAGCGUCUUCGUUUUCGUCGUCGCUGAGCUAUGUUUCUAGAAGGCGACCCACUAAGCCAGUUGCAGGGCGGGUAUGGGCUGAGUCUAUUGAGAAUGAGGCAGGGGUUUGUCCACCGAAUUCGGGAACACGAAAGCAAACGGGCAUGGAAUCGAAAGACCUGCCUUUGGAUGAACCAGGCAUUCCGAAGACGACGGGUGCUUUUGAGGUAGACCGUCAUAAGCGGAUAGCUCAGGUCUGCAUAGCGGCGCUGUCCUGCUUCUUAUCAGGUGGGAUCAUAUUCGGAUUCGCAGCCAUCAAACCAAUUUUGAUCAAAGAAGGUGUAUACCGAGAUCUAUGCUUCCCAGAAGAGCUCGGUCAAGGUGUGUUCGUGUGCUAUAGACAAGAAAUCCGCCUAAACCUAGUGUUCGCCACAGCAGCCGUCGCAACAAACCUCUCAGCACUCCCCAUAGGCACAAUCCUCGAUACCUACGGCCCACGGAUAUGUGGAAUAAUCAGCUGCUGCCUCCUAACCAUCGGCUCUCUUUUCUUCGUCUUUGCCAGAUACAUACCCUUCGACGCAUACAUCACAGGAUAUACACUCCUAGCCCUUGCCGGGCCAUUCAUCUACAUAUCCUCAUUCCAUCUGUCAAACACGUUUCCCAUGUGCUCGGGGUUGAUUCUCGCUAUGUUAACGGGGGCGUAUGACGCAUCCACUGCGGUUUUCAUGGCAUUUAACUUGGUCAAUGAGUAUACGGACGUGUUCUCAAUGCGCCAUUUCUUCUUGAUAUAUCUCGCCAUUCCCCUGUUCAUACUCGCUACGCAAGUCACAAUCAUGCCAGCAGAAUCAUACAAAACAGUGGGUGAACUAGUGCUACAGGCAGAAGCUCAUAUAGCCGCAGAGUCAAACCCUCAGAAUGUCCAUGAGGCCAGCUAUCACCGAGAAAUUAUCACCAAAAUCCAAUCAUUCCUUACUUUCCCCAGCAGCACACGCAGGAUCACAUCCUCGAUCGGUCGAUACACACCCCUGCUACAACAGAACCCAAAUAGCCACCCACCCCAGACACAACCCCAAAAUCACAAAGACCGCAUCCUCGGAAUUCUACAUAACCUCCCCAUGCACAAUCAAAUCCUAUCCCUCUAUUUCAUCCUCUAUGCCCUCUUCACGGCCCUCACUACUCUUCGUAUAAACUACUUCCUUGCUACUGUCCAUUACCAAUACUCAUCUCUCCUACAUUCACCUGAUCUAGCAAAUCACAUAACCCGGACUUUCACAAUCCUCCUCCCCAUCGGCGGCAUCAUCGCAGCUCCUUUCACAGGGAUAAUCCUGGAUACCCUCCCCACAAUACCCAUCGCAUUCAUUUUAGUCAUCGUGGGAUCGAUACUGUCUCUCAUGAAUUGCAUCCCAUCCAGCUUAGCAGCGGCGUAUAUGGCUAUAUCCCUCGUCAGCAUCUAUCGCCCCUUCUUCUACGCGAGUAUAUCAGACUACGCAGCGCGAGUCUUCGGAUUCCGCGAUUUCGGGACGGUAUAUGGCCUUGUUAUUUUUGUUUCUGCGGUGGUGGGGUUUGCGCAAGUUGGAUUGGAUAUGCUUACACUUGAGGAGUUUCGGGGGAGAGAGGAGAACGGGAUUGUUGUGGUUAAUUGGUUGUUUGUGGGGGUUAUCGGAGUUGUAGGGGUGCUGUGGGUGGGUGUUAUUUGGUGGAGGCAUUGUGCUAUCGAAAGGAGAAAUCUGGAGAGCGUAGAGGAAAGGGGGCCAUUUCUUGUUAACCAAGUCACUGAGAACCAGUAUGGAAGUACAGGCAAUCUAUAAUCAUAUUCUAUCUUAAGAAAUAACGGAUUAAUGCUCGUGCAUACACAUUAAACAAUAUAAAAUCCUCUAGACACCAGACAUGCAAUAUAUAUAUCCCCCCAUGCCAUACCAUGUUCAUUCAUGCUCCCUUCGUAGGCGUCAUAAUUCAUAUCCUUUUAUCUUCCUUUUUGUUCAAGUGGAAAGAGAAGCCCAUCAACAACUCAACUGAAAUGACCGCGCCACUUCCAACCACAGCCUCUGCCCCGGCUGUUCACAGGCAGCGUCACACCAGAGUAGUG
Messenger RNA from Aspergillus ruber CBS 135680, 2580 nucleotides. RefSeq names its product putative MFS transporter Fmp42. Gene Ontology annotation, biological process: transmembrane transport. The transcript is spliced from 3 exons. The record is from RefSeq and is a predicted model, not a curated record. NCBI's taxonomy places the organism in Eukaryota, Fungi, Ascomycota, Eurotiomycetes, Eurotiales, Aspergillaceae. Gene Ontology annotation, cellular component: fungal-type vacuole membrane. Gene Ontology annotation, molecular function: transmembrane transporter activity. The coding region runs from base 386 to 2302 and encodes 638 amino acids.